This is a messenger RNA of Arabidopsis lyrata subsp. lyrata, 939 nucleotides long. RefSeq lists its product as uncharacterized. The transcript has a single exon. The record is from RefSeq and is a predicted model, not a curated record. NCBI's taxonomy places the organism in Eukaryota, Viridiplantae, Streptophyta, Magnoliopsida, Brassicales, Brassicaceae. The coding region runs from base 122 to 718 and encodes 198 amino acids.
AUUUAACCGUAAUUAAAACGUAAAAGCCUUUAUAAAAACUCUCUCUUUCGACUCUCUCACUUCUUCAAACUCCGAGAAACUGAAGAAAGAAGAGAAAUUCUCUGAAUCAAAUCGCGAAAACAUGGACGAAGAUGGUUUUUCACAAUGUUCAAAACACUUCUCGAAACGCGGUUAUUUUAGCGGCGGAGGCGUUUGUCCAUUUUGUCUUUACGAACGUCUCUCUUCUCUUUGUCCAGAUUGUGCUCACGAUCUUCCUUGUUCGUGUAGCUCACGCGCCGCCGUAUCUUUCUCUCCGUCGUCUUCUUCGUCUUCCUCAUCGUUCUCUAUCUUCGCCGGAGAUGUUAGUUUUACUUUCUCCGGGGUUGGAUCGGUGGGACGAGUCGCGAGUUUGAUUGAAUGCGAACCGGCGUUUAGGAGAUCGAAAUCUAUGGCGGUUCCGAUUAAACCGGAUUCGGUUAUUGAUUCCGGUAGGAGUAAGAAAACGUCGUCGUUUUGGAGGAUGUUUAUGGGAAACAGAGGAGAUACUAAACCGGCGAUUAUGAGGAAAUCAAGAUCCAUAGCGGUCGCCGGAGAAUCGGGAUUUUCUCCGGUUCCGGUUCCGGUCGCGGCGACGGGAAAGGGUAAAGGUUGGAAUUUUCCGAGUCCGAUUAAGGUUUUCCGGCAAUCAAGAGUCUCGAAGAUGAUAUUUCAACAACGGUCUCCAUUGUAUAGAGGUUGAGAUUAUUAUUUUUGUUAAGCUUUUUUUUUUUGGUUUUGCAAAUUAUUAGUUUGAUCAUUUACAUGUUUUUUUUAAGUUCUUGUAUUAGGAAAGGGAACAACAAUAUUAGUUUCUUGAAAUUCUUUUUAAUUGUUGUUUAUAAUCUGUAUUAGAUAUGUGAUUCUGCAAAGUUUUAUCAAUUACAAUACUUAUUCGAAUUGUGGAAUUAUUUAAAUUGAUGU